UCUCUCACCUCUUUCCUCCUCGCAGUCAUUGAGCAGCCAGUGCUGGAGCGCCAGUAGCCGGCUCCUAUGCCACUCUGCAUAAGAACUUGUUUCAGAUAUCAGGAGGAAAUAGAAGGAACAGAGCCAUUUCAAGAGGAAAGAGAGCUGCGCACCGCGGGUUAAGAGACUAAGAGGAGAGCGUGGCCGGGGGGGCUCUCUUUCCCAUACAGACAAACCGCGGUUCACGCAGAAUAUGGCGGAGCAGCACACAGUCACCGACAGCAAGCACAAAGCUUCUUCGAAUACCGGGGGCUCGCUCUCGGGAAACAGCCGGCCUAGCGCCGCGGGUGGAGGAGGCGGAGGUGGAGGCCUUUCUGGUGGACUGACGCAGCCGGCAGGAUGGCAGUCCCUUUUAUCGUUCACCAUACUCUUUCUGGCCUGGCUGGCAGGUUUUAGUUCGAGACUCUUCGCAGUUAUUCGUUUCGAGAGCAUCAUCCACGAGUUUGACCCCUGGUUCAACUACAGAUCAACGCAUCACCUCACGACGAAUGGGUUCUACGAGUUCCUCAACUGGUUUGACGAGAGAGCGUGGUACCCGCUCGGCAGGAUAGUGGGGGGAACUGUGUACCCGGGUCUGAUGGUCACCGCCGGCCUUAUCCACUAUGUGCUGAACCUGCUGCAUGUGACGGUGCACAUCCGGGACGUGUGCGUCUUCCUGGCGCCCAUCUUCAGCGGCCUGACGUCCAUCUCCACCUUCCUGCUGACGCGGGAGCUCUGGAACCAGGGGGCUGGGCUGCUGGCCGCCUGCUUCAUCGCCAUCGUCCCCGGCUACAUCUCCCGCUCCGUCGCCGGCUCCUUCGACAACGAGGGCAUCGCCAUCUUCGCCCUCCAGUUCACGUAUUACCUAUGGGUGAAGUCUGUGAAAACUGGCUCAGUCUUUUGGACCAUUGGUUGCUGUCUCUCCUACUUCUACAUGGUGUCGGCGUGGGGAGGCUACGUCUUCAUCAUCAACCUCAUCCCCCUCCACGUCUUUGUGCUGCUGCUCAUGCAGCGCUACAGCAGGAGGGUCUACAUCGCUUACAGCACGUUCUACAUCAUCGGCCUAGUGCUCUCCAUGCAGAUCCCGUUCGUGGGCUUCCAGCCAAUCAGGACCAGCGAGCACAUGGCGGCAGCAGGUGUGUUUGCGCUGCUGCAGGCCUACGCCUUCCUCCAGUACCUGAAGGACAGACUCACCAAACAGGAGUUCCAGACGCUCUUCUUCCUCGGCGUGUCGAUGGCUGCUGGGGUGGUCUUCCUCACUGUCAUAUACCUGACUUACACAGGGUACAUCGCUCCCUGGAGUGGCCGGUUUUACUCGCUGUGGGACACUGGGUACGCCAAGAUCCACAUCCCCAUCAUCGCCUCCGUGUCGGAGCACCAGCCCACCACCUGGGUCUCCUUCUUCUUCGACCUCCACAUCCUGGUCUGCACCUUCCCAGCAGGCCUCUGGUUCUGCAUCAAGAACAUCAAUGACGAGCGCGUUUUUGUGGCCCUGUACGCCAUCAGCGCGGUGUACUUCGCGGGGGUGAUGGUGCGCCUCAUGCUGACCCUGACGCCCGUGGUGUGCAUGCUGUCGGCCAUCGCCUUCUCCAACGUCUUCCAGCACUACCUGGGUGAUGACACGAAGAGGGAGAACCCGCCGGCCGAGGACAGCAGUGACGAGGACGACAAGAGGAGUUCCGGAAACCUCUACGAUAAGGCAGGAAAAGUGCGCAAGCAUGUGUCGGAGCAGGAGAAGGCGGAGGAGGGCCUGGGGCCCAACAUUAAGAGCAUCGUCACCAUGCUGAUGCUCAUGCUGCUGAUGAUGUUCGCCGUGCACUGCACCUGGGUCACCAGCAACGCCUACUCCAGCCCCAGCGUGGUGCUGGCAUCCUAUAACCACGACGGAACGCGCAACAUCCUGGACGACUUCCGCGAGGCGUACUACUGGCUGCGUCAGAACACGGACGAGCACGCGCGCGUCAUGUCCUGGUGGGACUACGGCUACCAGAUCGCGGGAAUGGCCAACCGGACCACGCUAGUGGACAACAAUACCUGGAACAACAGCCACAUCGCCCUGGUGGGCAAGGCCAUGUCCUCCAAUGAAAGCGCAGCCUAUCAGAUCAUGCAGAGCCUGGAUGUGGACUACGUGCUCAUCAUUUUCGGGGGCGUGAUUGGCUACUCUGGAGACGACAUUAACAAGUUCCUGUGGAUGGUCCGGAUAGCGGAGGGGGAGCACCCUAAAGACAUUCGGGAGAGCGAUUAUUUCACACCGCAGGGAGAGUUCCGGGUGGACAAGGCCGGCUCCCCCACCCUGCUCAACUGCCUCAUGUACAAGAUGUCCUACUACCGCUUUGGGGAGAUGCAGCUGGACUUCCGGACACCGCCAGGGUUCGACCGGACCCGCAACGCCGAGAUCGGGAACAAGGACAUCAAGUUCAAGCACCUGGAGGAGGCCUUCACGUCGGAGCACUGGCUGGUGCGCAUCUACAAGGUGAAGAAGCUGGAGAACCGCGAGCCGCUGGACCACAAGCCCCGCGUCACCAGCCUCUCCUCCAAACAGAAACACACCUCCAAAAAGACUGCCAAGAGGAAGCGUGGAUACAUUAAGAAUAAACUGGUCCUAAAGAAAGGCAAAAAACUGAACAAGAAGUCUGUUUAACGAUCAGUGGAGAUGGGGAGGUUUUUAAAAUAAAAUUUAAAAAAAUUAAAAAGUGGGGACAAAAAAAAAGGAAAUGCAACAAGCGAAAAGUAAAACAAACACCAACCAAGAAGAACAAACCACCUGUUGUCUGGAAACCCCCCUGAAAGUCUUUGCCAUGAUCUCUGGGUCAUGUGAUUGUCUCUGUAAGGCGGGGCUUAGCCAGUCAGCCAGCUCCCAGCUGUUCUGCCCCUUGGCCAACCCCCUUAUCAGGGCACAGAGGGGGUUGUGAGGGGGGUCAGCCAGCUGAUCUGAGAGAUCUCCAUCGGUUUUAACGAGAGGGCCUUUGUCUCACUCUUUACUUUUUUUUUUUUUGUACUCGAAUGUGCUGACAAGGCAAGAACUCUGCUCAACUGUGUUGGCAGUGAUUAUUCUCAUGGUGCAUCCAGUGAUGCAGUCCUUUAAAAUCUCAGCUUUGGGGGGGGUAGGGGAGAUACAUUGAUGUGAUGAAUCUGGGAGCAGUUGCACCAAAGAAGCCCUCUUGUCUUGAUCUGUGGCACAUGUAAACUUGUUACCUUUAAGAAAAAAAAUGGAAAGAAGGCAUAAAUAAGAAUAAAGGAUUGUAUUUGAGCGGUGAUGCUCCUGAAGCGUGUACAGAGGGUGCAGAGGAACAGGUCCAGGCAGAGCUAUUCUGCGUUCUGGCAACCUCUUAGCUUGGUGACACAUGAAACAUUUGUGACAUUUUAAAAUAUCCAGUGUGUAAAUAUGAUGUAUAGAGGAAAUGUCUAAAAGGGUUCUAUAAUAUAUUGGAAGAUUGUGGUGAUUUUAAAUAUGCAAAAGUUUUUUUUUUUCCUUUUUUUCCUUUACAGACGCCCAUGGUUGGCAGAAGUAAAUAUUGAAUGCAAUAAUGCUUGUUGGGCACGAUUUAAAGGGCAUCAGUUCAUGAAGAAUGUACAUUUUUCUUUUUCAUUUGACAGCUUCUGCCUAAUCGCACAUUGCACUCUGCUGUUUGUUGGAAAUGAAAUAUUUUGACAGUACUUACACUAGUAUGAUUGAUUAUUGAUUAUGGAGGCAUCUCUCCAUCAGGGGGCCCUCUCCUGCUGUCUGAGUGCUUUCAGCCUCAUUGGCAGGAGCCAGUGCUCUUGGCUGAUCUGUCCAUCUCUGGUGAUCCUGCUAUUUCUUGUCAUUCUCUUGCUAAUUGAGAGAUGUACAUUAGUCUGUUGAGAGCUGAUUUGGCAGGAAUAACCAAUUAGCUCUGAUUGUGUGUGUGUGUGUGUGUGUGUGUGUGUGUGU
Molecule: messenger RNA, 3931 nt
Organism: Megalops cyprinoides (Indo-Pacific tarpon)
Lineage: Eukaryota; Metazoa; Chordata; Actinopteri; Elopiformes; Megalopidae
Gene: stt3b
Product: STT3 oligosaccharyltransferase complex catalytic subunit B
Exons: 16
Coding region: 233-2659 (808 amino acids)
Biological process (GO): post-translational protein modification
Cellular component (GO): membrane
Molecular function (GO): dolichyl-diphosphooligosaccharide-protein glycotransferase activity
Source: RefSeq, a predicted model, not a curated record